Molecule: messenger RNA, 12045 nt
Organism: Chanos chanos (milkfish)
Lineage: Eukaryota; Metazoa; Chordata; Actinopteri; Gonorynchiformes; Chanidae
Gene: dnah3
Product: dynein axonemal heavy chain 3
Exons: 60
Coding region: 1-12045 (4014 amino acids)
Biological process (GO): microtubule-based movement
Cellular component (GO): dynein complex
Molecular function (GO): ATP binding; dynein light intermediate chain binding; ATP hydrolysis activity
Source: RefSeq, a predicted model, not a curated record
AUGGUCCUCACAGCCUGGGGUAUGAAGCUGGUGGUCCUGGUGCAGAUGAUGGAAGAAGAUUCCAUCCACAAUAUGAGUCAUGCUCGCGGUCUGCCGGGACUUCCUCCUCUACCCCAGUCAUCCAGUCAGGAGCCCUCAGAACUUUACCAGAUUGUUCUAAGGCACAGUCACUACCCACCCAUCCUUCAGAACACUUCAUGGACUCUCGCAGUGCCAUUGAAGGAACAACGGUACCACAGAAGCCCCAGUGAGUCUAUUGGAAAUAAUUACAGUCCCAGAGCACGGAACCUGAAAGUCCCACACCUGCACCACAGAACUUCACCUGGUGAUACACCUGCUUCAUUGAACUCUGACAUCCAACCUUUGACACCUGAAGAACAGGUAGACAUCAUGCGAAGACAGGAGGAGGAACAGGGGCAGAGCCAGGCUGAACCCACUGAAAGAGAUCUGGAGAGGUAUAUGUAUUACAUCAGUAAGGGGAUCCACAGUCAGAUAUUAGCCCUUCAGCCCCCCCACCAGAUCAACAACAUCCUGAGGUUGGUACCUGCCUGUCUCCACAGUAACAGAAGAGAGUUGGAAAAUUUGUUAGAGGAGGUUCAGUUUGACUACAGCUUCAGUCUCCGCAAGAGCAUUGUGGAUUACAUUCUGUUGGACCCUCAGGAAAGGGAACGGUUGUUUAUCUCCAGGAUUCCACAGCAAUUUCCACAACAUGUAAUCCGUGCGCCAGUCCCAUGGGCUGAAAGCUACCAGAGCGCUCGAACGUGGCACAUGCAACACCUCCACACCAUCAGUCCUAUGAUGAGGCACCUACAGAACCUCUGGAUUGACCGUUUCUCAUCUGUGCGGUUUGUGGCACUGGCGGAUCUCCUGAAGGCUGAUCUCCCCCUGCUGCCGACUGAAUUUGACCAGCUGAUCCAGAGACACUGCCAGAGAACCAGAGACCAUCUUCUACACAAGUGGCUGCCGGACUGUGCCUCUCUGUUUGUGAGCCAUAAGGAUGCAUGGUUAGGGCUGGUGCCACAGAGAGUCAGUGUGAAUCCAGUUAGUGCUCAGGAAUUCUUCUCGUGUGUGUCUGCGCAGAUGUCACUGCAGCUGCGCAGUCUGGUUAUUGCAUCACUGCAGGACCUGCUGCAGUUUCUCAGCAUGCACAAGGAGGGCAAUCAUUUUGAAGGGGAGUUUGAUGAGUUCAGCUUUACCCUGAGGCAGGUUUUAUUAGUGAAACUAAAAGUUGAAGAGCCAAGGAUCAUAUUCCAGCCCAGUCUACAGGAAUGCUGGGAACUUCUCCACAGGGCAUUUAACCAUAUCAUUCACAGCGCUGAGAACCUACCACGGGUGGAGUGUCAUUUGUUCCCAGAGAUGCAGGAUAAGAAUUUGACUAUUAGGUCGGUCAGACCUGAUGAGUCACUGGUGAUGAAACUAAUUGACAGUGCCAAGGAAGUCUAUGAUAGGAACACAGCUGGGCCUCAGAGAUAUCUGGAUGUAUACAAGAACUACAGUAAUCUGCUGGACAGCCUGGCCAAACAAGACAUUGUCCACUUCCUCCAAGAAAAGCAUUCUCUACAGGGCUUCACAAAGAAAAUCGAUGGAGUGCAGACCGUCUGCAGGGAGAUAUCCUCCCUGCGUGUGACUGUCCCUAUGUCCUUGAUUUGUCUGGACGCAGUUGGUCUUAAUGCGGAGCUAUGUCAUCGUGCUGAGAGCCUUAAAGAGCAGCUCGUUACCUUUCAGGUUGAUGAGAAUCGCCAACUCAACAAGAGUAUUUGUCGUCAUUAUGAGGAGAUCAUGGACACGAUCACAGGAGUUCCAGCUAACACAGAGGAGCUGGUGGAGCUUCAACAGUACCUCAGACACACGAGUGAGGUCACCGUUCACAAACUCAAUGAUGAGAUUGAAGAAGCAGCCAACAGACUCAGCUUCCUAUUGGACUAUGCCACCCUGCCAGUGGAGGAUGUUAAGCUGAACAGUGCGGUGUUUCAGUGGCCUGAGCAGCUGGAGUGUUUGUUAGAGUUGUGUAAAGGCAAACUGGCAACUCACAGAGAGCAUGCUGAGGACCAUCUCCACAAGAGACUCAUAGACUUUGAUCAGACGCUGCAGAAUGUGGCUAAGGAGGUUGAGACAUUCAAGAAGAGGGAGCAGAUGAAUGUGGAGGAGAUGAAGAAUAACGUAGAGAAACUCACUGAGCUCACAACAUGCCUGGAGACCGCAGCCAUCGAACUGGAGGACAUUAAUAAAGAGGAGAGUUUAUUGGAGAGAGAGCAGAGUCAGUUCCCUAUGCUGCAGACUCUGAUGGCCAACAAACAACCAUUUGACCAGUUAUGGACAACAGCCCUCAAUUUCCACAGCAACUCAGAGAUAUGGAUGAACGGUCCUUUCCUGGAACUGAAUGCGGAACAGAUUUCUGAUGAGUUGGGUAAUAUGUGGCGUACCAUGUACAAACUCAGUAAGACAUUCUCAGAGCUGCCUGGGCCAAGACGUGUUGCUGAAGGCUUCAGAAACAAAAUUGACAAAUUCAAACAACAUCUACCUAUUCUCACCACCAUCUGCAAUCCAGGCAUCAAAGACAGGCACUGGGAAAAGAUCAGCGCCAUUUUGGGCUUUGAUGUGAACCCAGAUGCAGACACGUCUCUUCUCAAUAUGGUGGAACUGGGGUUUGGAAAGCACACAGACAAACUGGAGGAGAUUGGAGCAGAGGCCAGUAAGGAGUACACUUUAGAGAAAACCCUGGAAAAGAUGAAAAAUGAAUGGGCUGAGCAACGCUUAGGGUUCACACAGUACAGAGACACGGGGACCUGUAUAGUGUCUGCGGUUGAUGAUAUCCAGGUCCUGUUGGAUGAUCACAUCAUAAAGACUCAAACCAUGAGAGGAUCUCCUUUCAUCAGACCCAUUGAGACUGAGUGCAAGGAUUGGGAAGACAAACUACUGAUGAUGCAGGAUAUUUUGGAGGCCAUGUUGAAGUGCCAGGCCACAUGGCUGUACCUGGAGCCCAUCUUCAGUUCUGAUGACAUUAUCACCCAGAUGCCUGAGGAGGGACGCAAGUUUGCUGUUGUGGACAGUUAUUGGAAGGAUAUCAUCACAGAGACGCUUAAAGACACACGUGUGUUGGUGGCCACAAGUCAGCCCAACAUGCUUGGUCGACUGCGAGAGGCCAACGUGUUUCUGGAAGACAUUCAGCGUGGCCUCAACACAUACUUGGAGAAAAAGAGACUUUUUUUCCCCAGAUUUUUUUUUCUGUCUAAUGAUGAGUUGUUAGAGAUUUUGUCAGAGACAAAGGAUCCAUUGCGUGUGCAGCCCCAUCUGAAGAAGUGUUUUGAGGGGAUCGCCAGACUGGAGUUCAGCCCUGAUCUGGAGAUUACAGGCAUGGUCAGCUCUGAAAAAGAGACUGUACCAUUUAUUGACAUCAUCUGCCCUUCAAAAGCAAAGGGUAUGGUAGAGAAAUGGUUGGCACAAGUUGAACAGAUGAUGCUCAGCAGCAUAAGACAUGUCAUACACAAAGGAGUGCAAGAGUACCCUCUGGUCCCCAGGCAGAGGUGGGUUCUACAGUGGCCCGGUCAGGUAGUGAUUUGUGCUUCAUCCAUCUACUGGACCAGUGAAGUAUCUCAUGCUAUAGAAACCAGUACACUACCUGCAUAUGCAGACCAGUUGAAUGCUCAGAUUGCUGAGAUUGUGGAGCUGGUGAGGGGGAGGCUGCCUGGAGGAGCUAGGAUGACUCUGGGAGCUCUGACUGUCAUAGACGUCCAUGCUCGGGAUGUGGUGUGUAAGCUGGCCCAUGAGAGUGUGUGUUCUCUGAAUGAUUUCAAGUGGAUCUCCCAGUUGCGUUAUUACUGGGAGGAUGGUGACGUACUGGUGCGCAUGAUCACUACUGAUGUUAAGUAUGGAUACGAAUACCUCGGGAAUUCACCCAGACUAGUGAUCACCCCACUUACUGACCGCUGUUACAGGACUCUAAUGGGGGCUUUGAAACUGAACCUGGGGGGGGCACCAGAAGGACCAGCAGGAACUGGCAAAACAGAGACGACAAAGGAUCUGGCCAAAGCCCUUGCUAAGCAGUGUGUGGUGUUCAAUUGUUCUGAUGGUUUGGACUACAAGGCGAUGAGUAAGUUCUUUAAAGGGCUGGCACAGUCUGGAGCCUGGGCCUGUUUUGACGAGUUCAACCGUAUUGAGGUGGAGGUGUUGUCUGUAGUGGCACAGCAGGUGUUGAGUAUUCAACAGGCCAUAGCUCGUAAUCUGAAGCGGUUUAUGUUUGAGGGAACAGAGCUAUCACUUAACCCAACCUGCUGUGUUUUCAUCACCAUGAACCCUGGAUACGCCGGCAGGGCUGAACUACCAGACAACCUUAAGGCACUGUUUCGUACUGUAGCUAUGAUGGUGCCAGAUUAUGGUCUGAUUGGGGAAAUCUCCCUUUACUCCAUGGGCUUUAUUGAGUCCCGCAGCCUGGCCCAGAAGAUUGUAGCAACCUAUCGGCUGUGCUCAGAGCAGUUGUCCUCUCAGCAUCACUAUGACUAUGGCAUGCGCGCUGUCAAAUCUGUCCUGACUGCUGCGGGGAACCUGAAACUAAAGUUCCCCCUGGAGAAUGAAAGUGUGCUAGUCUUAAGGGCUCUCAUGGAUGUUAACAUGGCCAAGUUCCUGGCACAGGAUGUCCCACUAUUUCAGGGUAUAAUCUCAGAUCUGUUCCCUGGAGUGGUUCUUCCUAAAAUGGACUAUGGGGUCUUGCUAAAGGCUUUGAAUGACAAUAUCACUAAGCUGAAGCUACAGCCGGUACCCUGGUUCAUCAGCAAGAUUAUACAGGUCUAUGAGAUGAUGCUGGUGCGUCAUGGCUUUAUGAUUGUGGGAGAUCCACUUGGAGGGAAAACGUCAGCAUAUAAAGCUCUGGCUGGGGCACUGGGUGACCUGUACAGAGCGGGGCUGAUGGAGGAGUUUGGUGUGGACUUCAGGAUCCUAAAUCCAAAGGCAGUGACUAUGGGUCAGCUGUAUGGCUGUUUUGACCCAGUCAGUCACGAGUGGUCCGAUGGCGUUUUGGCGACUGCCUUUAGAGAACAGGCCCAGUCGACUGCUGAAGAGCGGCAGUGGAUCGUAUUCGAUGGGCCCAUUGAUGCCGUGUGGAUUGAGAACAUGAACACGGUGCUGGACGACAACAAGAAGUUGUGUCUAAUGAGCGGUGAGAUCAUCCAGAUGAGUCCUAAGAUGAGUCUGAUCUUUGAGCCUGCAGACCUAGAGCAGGCCUCUCCAGCUACAGUCAGCAGGUGUGGAAUGAUAUAUAUGGAACCUCAUCAGUUGGGCUGGACUCCUCUCAGAGACUCGUACAUGGACACCCUCCCAGACAGCCUCAGCACGGAACACCAUCAACUGAUAAUGGAUUUGUUUAACUGGCUGGUCCAGCCCUGUUUGGACUACAUUUGUCACGAGAGCAGUUUCCUGGUUCAGACAUCACAGAUACACCUUGCCUACAGUUUGAUGCGUCUUUACACCUGUCUCCUGGAUGAGAUCGCUCUGUCAGGUGACAAUGGGACGGAGUCUAUGUCAAGUCAACAGGUGACCCUGUGGCUUCAGGGUCUGUUUCUGUUUGCGUUGGUCUGGAGUGUGGGUGGGACCAUGAGUGGUGACAGCCGGGGAAAGUUCGACAUCUUCUAUCGGAAUCUGAUCUCAGGAACAAUGGAUGAACACCCACGACCUAAAAGUGUCAAACUCACCAAGAACAAUGUUUUCCCAGAGAAAGGCACAGUGUAUGAUUACUAUUUUAAUAAGCAAGGCAGUGGACAGUGGAACUCAUGGACAGACUCCAUUACUAAAGAAGACAACAUUAUACCUGCUGGAGCUAGCGUUUCUGAUUUGAUUAUUCCCACUAAGGAGACAGCACGUCAGUUGUUUUUUCUGCGUGUGUAUCUUGCACAUGAGGUGCCUGUACUGUUUGUGGGUCCCACAGGCACAGGUAAGAGUGUCAUCAACAACAACUUCCUGUUGGCGCUUCCCAAAGACCGCUACACUCCCAACUUCAUCAAUUUCUCUGCACGAACAUCCGCCAGUCAAACACAGGACAUAAUAAUGGCCAAACUAGACCGUCGCCGCAAGGGCACAUUUGGGCCACCCCUUGGCAGGAAGUGUGUCAUAUAUGUGGAUGACCUGAAUAUGCCGGCUAAAGAAGUGUAUGGGGCUCAGCCACCCAUUGAGCUUCUCAGGCAGUGGAUAGAUCACCAGCACUGGUACGAUAAAAGAGACACCUCUCGCAUCGACUUGGUCGACAUCCUGUUUGUGUCAGCGAUGGGGCCCCCUGGUGGUGGGAGGAAUGACAUAACAGGACGUUUUACGCGUCAUUUGAACAUCGUCUCCAUCGACUCGUUUGAUGACGACACUUUGAGUAAAAUCUUCUCCUCUAUUUGUGACUGGCACUUUGGGAAAGGAUUCGAUGCCUCUUUCUACAGGCUGGGUAAGAUCCUAGUUCAGGCUACGAUGGCUGUGUAUAAGGAUGCAAUUGGGAAUUUUCUGCCAACGCCCUCAAGAUCACACUAUAUCUUCAACCUGAGAGACUUCAGCAGGGUCAUCAGAGGAGUCCUUCUGUGUCCCCACACACACUUACAGGAGAAUGAUAAAUUGAUCAGGUUAUGGAUUCAUGAAGUGUACCGUGUGUUCUAUGAUCGUCUGAUUGAUGAAGCAGACAGAGAAAUGUUUUUUAACAUUAUUAGAGAGAGAACAUCUGGAUUCUUCAAACAGAGUAUGGACAAGCUACUCGGGCACCUCUCUCCAUCUGGUAAAGUUUCAGAUGAGACGGUUCGCAGCCUGUUUUUUGGGGACUAUGCCAAACCAGACUCAUCAGAUGCUGGAGUUUACGAUGAGAUCACAGAUAUGCACUGGCUGACAGACCUUAUGGAACGGUACCUGGAUGAGUUUAACAACAUAAGCAAAUCUCCCAUGAGUCUUGUGAUGUUCAGAUUUGCUAUUGAACAUGUUUCGCGAAUCUGCCGCGUGCUUAAGCAGGACGGCGGACAUCUGCUGUUGGUGGGCAUCGGCGGGUCUGGGCGCCAGAGCACUACCAAACUGGGAACCUUUAUAAACCAGUAUGAGCUUUUUCAGAUCGAGCUGACGAAGAACUACGGCGUGUGUGACUGGCGCGAUGACCUGAAACGCGUCAUGCUGAAAGCGGGGGUGGAUGGAAAGAAGACGGUAUUUCUGCUGAGUGACGGACAAAUAAAGGAUGAGGCGUUUGUGGAGGAUAUAAACAUGCUGCUGAACACGGGAGACGUCCCCAACGUGUUUGCAGCAGACGAACGCGCAGACGUCGUAGAAAAGAUGGGGGGUGUUGCACGCAUGGAGGGGCGGAGGCUGGAUGCCACGCCCUUGUCCAUGUACAACCUGUUCAUAGAGAAAGUCAGGGCCAACCUUCACAUUGUCCUAGCAAUGAGUCCCAUUGGCAAUGCAUUUAGGAACAGGCUGAGGAUGUUCCCCUCUCUGAUAAACUGCUGCACAAUCGACUGGUUUCAGUCAUGGCCCACUGACGCCCUUGAGAUGGUCGCCCACAAAUUCUUGCAGGAUGUGGAACUGGAUCAUGACAUCCGGAGAGAGGUAGUGGACAUGUGUAAGACGUUCCAGGAGAGUGUGCGAGAGCUGUCCAAUCGUUACUAUUCUGAGCUGCGCAGGUUUAACUACGUCACGCCCACCUCAUACCUGGAGCUAAUCCUCACUUUCAAAGCGCUGCUCACAGACAAACGAGCCCAGGUUGACAUGGCCAGGAACAGAUACCUGCUUGGGCUUGAGAAACUGGACUUUGCUGCAUCUCAGGUGGCAGUGAUGCAACAGGAGCUGACAGCUCUGCAGCCUGAGCUGAUCCAGACGUCUGCUGAGACAGACCAGAUGAUGGUAAAAAUUGAGAAGGAGACUGUUGAGGUCGAUGCUAAGAAAGAGGUCGUAGCCGCAGAUGAGAAAGUGGCCAAUGAUGCAGCAGCUGCUGCAAAAGCCAUUAAGGAUGAGUGUGAGGGAGAUCUGGCAGAGGCCAUGCCUGCACUGGAGGCUGCCCUCUCAGCCCUGGACACACUGAAGCCCUCUGACAUCACCGUGGUCAAGUCCAUGCAGAACCCGCCCGGACCAGUCAAAUUAGUCAUGGAGUCUAUCUGUGUGAUGAAGGGAAUUAAACCGGAACGAAAACCAGACCCCAGUGGAUCGGGUAAGAUGAUUGAGGACUUCUGGGGCUCCUCCAAGAAACUUCUUGGAGACUUGAAGUUUCUGGAUAGUCUGAAGACUUUCGACAAGGACAACAUCCCUGCUGCCAACAUCAGAAAAAUCCGUGAAAAGUUCAUUAACCACCCAGACUUUCAGCCCUCACUGAUAAAAAAUGUCUCCUCUGCCUGUGAGGGUCUGUGCAAGUGGGUGCGUGCCAUGGAGGUUUAUGAGCGUGUGGCCAAAGUGGUUGCUCCAAAGAGAGAGCGUCUCAGAGAAGCAGAGGAGGAAUUGGCAGUUCAGAUGGAGAUGCUGGCAGUGAAACGUGCUGAGCUGAAAGAGGUGGAGGACCGUCUGCAGGCACUAAACGACACGUUUGAGGCCAUGAAUCAAAAAAAGAAGGACCUGGAGAACAACAUCGAACUCUGUUCCCAAAAGCUGGUCCGGGCAGAGAAGCUGAUUGGUGGGCUGGGUGGAGAGAAGGACCGGUGGACAGAGGCCGCCCGUCUCCUGGGUGUCAGUUACACCAACCUGACCGGGGAUGUGCUUCUUUCAGCAGGUACCAUAUCUUACCUUGGUGCCUUCACUGUGGACUAUCGCGUAGAGUGCCAACAGCAGUGGCACAAGCUGUGUCAGCAGAAGGAGGUACCCUGUUCUGAGGACUUCACCCUUAGCAAUACCCUUGGGAACCAAGUGCUGAUCAGAGCAUGGCAGAUUGCUGGGUUACCAGUGGACUCAUUCUCCAUAGACAAUGGCAUCAUUGUGUCGAACUCUCGACGCUGGCCACUAAUGAUCGACCCACAGGGACAAGCCAACAAAUGGAUCAAAAAUAUGGAGAAGGCCAACAAGCUUUCUGUCAUAAAACUGUCAGAUGGGAACUACAUACGCACACUGGAAAAUGCCAUCCAGUUUGGAACACCUGUCCUGCUAGAGAAUGUAGGGGAGGAACUGGAUGCAGUUCUUGAGCCUGUUCUGUUGAAGCAAACUUUCAAGCAGCAAGGAGUGGAGUAUAUGAGACUAGGUGAAAACAUUGUAGAAUAUUCUAGAGAAUUUUUGUUCUACAUGACCACAAGGCUACGAAACCCACAUUACCUGCCCGAGGUGGCAGUGAAGGUGUGUCUUUUGAACUUUAUGAUCACACCACUAGGACUGCAGGACCAACUACUGGGAAUUGUGGCAGCGAAAGAGAAGCCAGAACUAGAGGAGAAGAAGAACAAAUUGAUCCUGGAGAGCGCAGCUAACAACAAGCAGCUCAAGGAGAUCGAGGACAAGAUCCUAGAGGUGCUUUCCUGCUCCGAGGGUAACAUUCUGGAAGAUGAGACAGCCAUAAAGGUGCUGUCCUCCUCAAAGGUGUUGUCAGAGGAGAUCUCAGAGAAGCAGAAGAUUGCUAGCGUGACAGAAAAGGAGAUAGAUAACACACGGAUGGGCUAUCGUCCUGUUGCUGAGCACUCAUCAAUGCUGUUCUUUUGUGUUUCUGAACUGGCAAACAUUGAGCCCAUGUACCAGUACUCUCUCACAUGGUUCAUACACCUGUAUAUACAGUCCAUUGCAGAGAGCCCGUGCAGUGAAGACCUUGUCGUUCGCAUCCACAACAUUCAGGAGCAUUUCACUGCCUGCAUUUAUAACAACGUCUGCCGCUCUCUCUUUGAAAAGGACAAGCUGCUCUUCUCUCUGCUCCUCACCAUUGGCAUUAUGCAGGACAAAGGUCAGGUUGAUGACCUCGUCUGGCGAUUUCUGCUUACAGGUGGAAUUGCCCUUGACAACCCACAUCCAAACCCUGCUCCAGACUGGCUGUCGGACAAGGCGUGGUCCGAGAUUGUCCGAGCUUCAGAACUUCCCAAACUUCAGGGUCUCUUUGAGCAUGUUCAGAUGAAUGUUCCAAAGUGGAAAGGAAUCUACGACUCGAGUAGACCCCACGAAGAACAUUUACCGGAUCAGUGGCGGCUUCUGGUGGGUUUGGACCGCAUGGUGGUGCUGCGUUGCUUCAGGCCUGACAAACUGGUUCCAGCUGUACAGGACUUCAUUGUGGACAACAUGGGAAGUGCCUACAUUGAACCCCCGACCUUUGACCUGGCAAGAAGCUAUAAGGACUCAAACUGCUGCUCGCCACUCAUCUUUGUUCUCUCUCCAGGUUCAGACCCUACUGCAGGAUUGCUGAAGUUUGCAGAUGACCUGGAGAUGGGAGGCAGCAGGACUCAGACCAUCUCUCUGGGUCAGGGUCAGGGCCCAAUUGCUGCCUGCAUGAUUGAGCAGGCACUGAAGGAUGGCACCUGGGUAGUGCUGCAAAACUGCCACUUGGCCACCAGCUGGAUGCCAGCACUGGAGAAGAUCUGUGAGGAGGUCAUCAUCCCUGACAACACCCACACAAACUUUAGGCUGUGGUUGACCAGUUACCCAUCUGAUCAGUUCCCAGUGAGCAUUUUGCAGAAUGGCGUUAAGAUGACGAAUGAGCCGCCCAAAGGCCUGAGAGCCAAUCUCCUGCGCUCAUACCUCAAUGACCCCAUCUCAAACCCUGACUUCUUCUGCAGCACCACCAAACAGGACGUGUGGCAGAAGUUACUGUUUGGACUGUGCUUCUUCCAUGCCCUUGUCCAGGAGAGGAGAAACUUUGGCCCACUAGGGUGGAAUAUUCCUUAUGAAUUUAAUGAAUCAGAUUUGCGGAUCAGUCUACGGCAGAUCAACAUGUUUCUGGAUGAGUAUGAAGAGGUUCCACUAGAGGCCCUCACUUAUCUUACAGGGGAAUGUAACUAUGGGGGACGUGUGACAGAUGAUAAGGAUCGCAGGUGUCUGUUGUCUCUUUUGUCCACAUUCUACAGUAAAGAACUGAUUCAGCAGGACAGAUACAGAGUGUGUGAGGGAGACGCAUACUAUGUACCACCGCAUGGGCCUUACCAGAGCUACGUCGACUACAUCCGCAACUUGCCAAUCAGUGCUGAGCCUGCUGUGUUUGGUCUACAUAGCAAUGCUGACAUAACCAAGGACAACCAAGAGACCAAUCAGCUUUUAGAAGGGGUGCUGCUAACCCUGCCCAGACAGACAGGGGGUGGGGCCAGGUCUCCGCAGGAAGUUGUGGAUACUCUAGCCGAGGAUAUCUUGUCAAAACUCCCAGAUGAUUUUAACAUGGAGACUGUGAUGCAGAAGUAUCCGGUGCUGUAUCAGGAGUCAAUGAACACGGUUCUUAGACAAGAACUCAUACGAUUUAACAGGUUGACCCAGGUGGUGCGUAGUAGCCUGGUGUAUUUGCGGAAGGCUGUGAAAGGGCAGGUUGUGAUGUCGUCUGAGUUGGAGAGUGUAUUUGGGAGUGUGCUGGUGGGUAAAGUGCCAGCGGCAUGGGCAGCCAAAUCUUACCCUUCACUCAAACCACUGGGCAGCUACAUCACCGACCUCAUUGCCAGACUACACUUUCUACAGGACUGGGUGGAUAAUGGCUCCCCUGCUGUGUUUUGGCUGUCUGGAUUUUAUUUCACUCAGUCAUUCCUCACAGGGGUGUGUCAGAACUAUGCACGCAAAUACACCAUUCCCAUUGACCAGGUCGGCUUCGAGUUUAAGGUAACCCAGCAGGAGUGUCAUGUCUCGGAGAAGCCGUGUGACGGCGCGUACGUCCGUGGUUUGUUUCUGGAGGGGGCACGGUGGGACCGGGACUGCAUGUUCAUCGGAGAAUCUUUACCCAAAAUCCUCUUUGACCCGCUGCCGAUAAUCUGGCUCAAGCCGGGCUGCAGUGCCAGUUUCUGCCAUGAGGAUGUGUACGACUGCCCGCUGUAUAAGACCAGCGCCCGUCGCGGAACCCUGUCCACCACAGGUCACUCGACCAAUUACGUCAUGACCGUGCAGCUGCCGUCCGACCGGCCUCAGAAACACUGGGUAAACCGCGGGGUGGCAUGCCUCUGCCAGCUGGACGACUGA